AUGUGUUACUACCCUCUCUCAUCCCCUCACCCCUCCUCUCAUCUCCCCCCCCCCUCCCUCCCUCGUCCCCUCCUUCCCUGUAACUGCCCCUCCAUUCCCUCACUCUGGGCCCCUCCUCUCGUCUUUAUGCCCCUCUUUCCCUCUCUCAGCGCAUCUCUCCCUUCCUCAGCCCCUCUUUCCCUCUCUCAGCCCCUCUUUUCCUCUCUCAGCCCCUCUUUCACUCUCUCAGCCCAUCUUUCCCUCUCUCAGCCCCUCUUUCACUCUCUCAGCCCCUCUUUCACUCUCUCAGCCCCUCUUUCCCUCUCGCAGCCCCUCUUUCACUCUCUCAGCCCCUCUUUCCCUCUCUCAGCCCCUCUUUCACUCUCUCAGCCCCUCUUUCCCUCUUGCAGCCCCUCUUUUCCUCUCUCAGCCCCUCUUUCACUCUCUCAGCCCAUCUUUCCCUCUCUCAGCCCCUCUUUCACUCUCUCAGCCCCUCUUUCACUCUCUCAGCCCCUCUUUCCCUCUCGCAGCCCCUCUUUCACUCUCUCAGCCCCUCUUUCCCUCUCUCAGCCCCUCUUUCACUCUCUCAGCCCCUCUUUCCCUCUCGCAGCCCCUCUUUCACUCUCUCAGCCCCUCUUUCCCUCUCGCAGCCCCUCUUUCACUCUCUCAGCCCCUCUUUCCCUCUCUCAGCCCCUCUUUCACUCUCUCAGCCCCUCUUUCCCUCACUCAGCCCCUCUUUCACUCUCUCAGCCCCUCUUUCACUCUCUCAGCCCCUCUUUCCCUCACUCAGCCCCUCUUUCACUCUCUCAGCCCCUCUUUCCCUCCCUCGGCCCCUCAUUUCCCUCGCUCUGCCCCUGCUUCCCUCACUUUGCCCCCCUCUCAUUAUCUUUGCCCUUCAUCCCCCUUUCUCAGCCCCCUAUUUCACACACACGGCCCCUAAAUCCCUCUCUUGAUCCCUUCAGCCAUCCUACUGUCCCUCUUUCCCUGAGCGCAAGGCACCCCCAUCCAUUCACACUAUACUUACUCGCAGGAGACCUCCUCCAUGCGCUCAAGCGUGGCAUCAGCGGGUGGAGUGGGGAAGGGAGGGGUGCGGGGGAGGGGUGGGGGGAGCAGGGGGGUUUAGUAGUUAGGUGCAUCAGAUCGCACCUCAUCUCCCCGCUGUCUCUCUCCGAGUGCAUCCCUUUCCGUCCUACGCCCCACUUUCCCAUAAUCCUUGCCUCACCUUUCCUCUCUCUGCCCCUCGUUCCCUCGCUCUGCCCCAUGUUCUCCUCUCUCCGCCCCUCGUGCGCUUUCUCUGCCCCACUUUCCCUCUCUCUGCCCCAAUUCCCCUCUCUCUGCCCCAAUUCCCCUCUCUCAGCCCCAAUUUCCCUGUCUCUUCCCCAAUUUCCCUCUCACUACCCCUCUUGCCCUCUCUCAACCGCAAUCUCCCUUUCUCUCUGCCCAAACUUACCCCAUCUCUGCCCCUCCUGCGUGCUCUAUGCCCAGCAAUCACUUCUCGCUGCCCCUCCUUCAUCCCUCUGCCACUCCCUCCCUGUCUCUGUCCCGAAUUCCCUCUUUCUGCACCACUUCCCCCUCUCUCCACCCCGCAUUCCUCCCUACCUCUUUACUUGA
Messenger RNA from Closterium sp. Naga37s-1, 1590 nucleotides. The record is from the annotation of a GenBank genome assembly. NCBI's taxonomy places the organism in Eukaryota, Viridiplantae, Streptophyta, Zygnematophyceae, Desmidiales, Closteriaceae.